Drosophila bipectinata is the source of this 305-nucleotide messenger RNA. RefSeq lists its product as uncharacterized. The record is from RefSeq and is a predicted model, not a curated record. Lineage: Eukaryota; Metazoa; Arthropoda; Insecta; Diptera; Drosophilidae.
AAUCGAACUUUGGCGGAAGAGCAAUGACAUCGAUCCUGCUGGCCGUCCUAUCCACCAUCUGCACCGGGAUGUCCAACUACGUCAAGGCGAAGCUUCCGUUCAUAGUCGAGGCAGCCAUGGUGGUGCUCUGCUUCGCCUCCAUCGUGGGACGCUACUGCAUAGUGCUCUAGCCCGAAACCAAAAGAUCAGAGAUCGAAAACUCGGGGACUUGUUAUGUGAAUCGGCGGAGCUUUGUGUAUAUAUUUUUAUGUGGAUGUGUCAUGUGUGGCCUUAUGUGAAUACAAACUAGUUGCUUAAAACCUAAA